CCUCCCUGUGAACCGGAUUCUCGCUUGUAGGCCGGCCCCUCUUUUUGUGGUCUGGAUGAUGUCCGAACAGGACCUGGCGGAUGUGGUUCAGAUUGCGGUGGAAGACCUGAGCCCUGACCACCCAGAAGCAGCAUGAUGCCUGUUCUGUAUGAAAUUUGAAUCAUAGAUUGGUUUCCUUUCUUCAUUCUUCUGGCCCCCAGAUCUCUGUGCAGCCGUGCAUUGGUUCGGCAGCUCCCUUCCUGGGUACCCUGGCACCUGUCAGUCCUGCUGUGUGUGGUCAGGGCCAUACCCUCUCUCAUGGUCCUGUAUUUCUUAAGUGCUAUGCCUUUCUAGUUUACAGCCUCCCCUGUAUAACACUAAAUAUUAUGGUGGACCAUGCAAAUCUUACUGUGUUCAUAUGGGCAAACCUAAUUAUAUUUAGUAACUACAUGGCAUUCUGUUUGGAGGCCUUCUCCAACUUCUGGCUGCCUCUCACGUGGUGGGGGCCACAUUUUGCACUCUCCCGCAUACCGUGAGGUGAUAAAGAUCCUUGCACAUAUAGGUUGGCUUUGUUUUUUGUCUUUUUGGAGACAGGGUCUCUGGUCUAGACUGACGUUCUACCUCCAUCUUCUGAGUGGGAUUGUAGGUGUGUGCCACCACACCCGACUUGUUGUUUUGGAGAAUCAUGUAGUGACAGAUGAAGACGAACCUGCUUUGAAACGUCAGCGGCUAGAAAUCAAUUGUCAGGACCCCUCUAUAAAGUCUUUCCUGUAUUCCAUUAACCAGACGAUAUGUUUACGAUUGGAUAGCAUUGAGGCCAAGCUGCAAGCUCUCGAGGCAACUUGCAAGUCCUUGGAAGAGAAGCUGGACCUGGUGACCAACAAACAGCACAGCCCUAUCCAGGUCCCCAUGGUGGCGGGCUCCCCGCUUGGCGCCACUCAGACCUGCAACAAAGUGCGAUGCGUCGUCCCCCAGACUACAGUAAUACUCAACAAUGAUCGGCAGAACGCCAUUGUAGCCAAGAUGGAAGACCCCUUGAGCAACAGGGCACCGGAUUCCCUGGAAAAUAUCAUUAGCAAUGCUGUUCCUGGGCGUCGGCAGAACACCAUCGUGGUGAAGGUGCCGGGUCAAGACGACAGCCACAACGAAGAUGGGGAGAGCGGGUCAGAGGCCAGCGACUCUGUGUCCAACUGUGGCCAGCCGGGGAGCCAGAACAUCGGGAGCAACGUCACGCUCAUCACCUUGAACUCGGAAGAGGACUACCCCAACGGCACGUGGCUGGGCGACGAGAACAACCCUGAGAUGCGCGUCCGCUGUGCCAUCAUCCCCUCUGACAUGCUGCACAUCAGCACCAACUGCCGCACUGCCGAGAAGAUGGCGCUGACCCUGCUGGACUACCUCUUCCACCGCGAGGUGCAGGCCGUAUCCAACCUGUCGGGCCAGGGCAAGCAUGGGAAGAAGCAGCUCGACCCACUCACCAUCUAUGGCAUCCGGUGUCACCUUUUCUAUAAAUUUGGAAUCACAGAGUCAGACUGGUAUCGGAUCAAGCAGAGCAUCGACUCCAAAUGCCGGACAGCAUGGCGGCGGAAACAGCGAGGCCAAAGCCUGGCGGUCAAGAGCUUCUCACGCAGAACGCCGUCCUCGUCCUCGUCCUCCUACAGCGCCACAGAGACCGUGAUGGGCACGCCGCCGCCCGCCACCGAGCUGCAGCAAGCACAGCCUCAGGCCCUGCACUAUGCCCUGGCCAAUGCACAGCAGGUGCAGAUCCACCAGAUCGGAGAGGACGGACAAGUUCAAGUAAUCCCACAGGGCCACCUCCACAUCGCCCAGGUGCCGCAGGGGGAGCAGGUGCAGAUCACACAGGACAGCGAGGGCAAUCUACAGAUCCAUCACGUCGGCCAGGAUGGGCAGGUGCUGCAGGGCGCUCAGCUGAUAGCCGUGGCCUCUUCCGACCCCACCGCCGCAGGCGUGGACGGCUCCUCGCUCCAGGGAAGUGACAUCCAGGUGCAGUACGUGCAGCUGGCGCCUGUGGGUGACCACACGGCCGCCGCACAGACAGCCGACGCCCUGCAGCCUGCCCUGCAGCCUGAGAUGCAGCUUGAACACGGAGCCAUCCAGAUCCAGUGAGGCGGCCGGCCCCGCCCCGCGCCCUCGCCCCACGCUGGGCAGCCGCGCGCUCCGCCUUGCGGCCCGGGCCGCCCCAGGGCCCUGGCUCUGCGUCACGCUGCCACGCCCGCAGGGGACGCAAAACGCGGAGUAGAGUACACUCAGAGAAACAAGAACUGCAAUAUUUUGGUUAAUGGCUUUUUUUUAAUUUGCUAUGGUGUUUAUAACAAAAAAGAAAAUGGGAAAAAAAAAACAAAAACAAAAAGGAGCGGAGUAGCGGGAGCCUUUGCUGCGCGCUCGGCGGCGGGAAGCAGGCGUUUGCGGAGACGCAGGGACUGCAGGAAAGGAACCUUUACCUACUUUUCUAGGGGAGAUGUUCCCACACACUGUAAUUAUGCAUUUUUAAUGAAAUAAAGUUGUAUUUAUGACCAUGCA
This is a messenger RNA of Perognathus longimembris pacificus (Pacific pocket mouse), 2520 nucleotides long. RefSeq names its product BTG3 associated nuclear protein (gene Banp). Lineage: Eukaryota; Metazoa; Chordata; Mammalia; Rodentia; Heteromyidae. The coding region runs from base 889 to 2106 and encodes 405 amino acids. The record is from RefSeq and is a predicted model, not a curated record. The transcript is spliced from 13 exons. Gene Ontology annotation, biological process: negative regulation of protein catabolic process; protein localization to nucleus. Gene Ontology annotation, molecular function: DNA binding.